UCUCUUUCUUACUUGCAAAAAAAAAAAAAUGUUCUGCAGCUGGGCUGCACCUCAAUGAAUGAAUCGGUGUACUGUGAGCCACCAUCAUCUACCAACUGGAUUUGCAUUUAUUCCCGGCAUCUAUCCCGAACAUAUGAAUCUGCUUAGAGAAAACCUUUUAAGGAGUUGAAAAUAUCAGGUCGGAGAAAAUGGCACAACGCGUGGUUUUCUUUUUGCUGUGGCUCUCGGACCAGUCCUUGGCCGGAUUCCCGAAUCAGAUUAACAUCGGGGGACUUUUCAUGCGAUCCACUGUGCAGGAGCACAGCGCGUUCAGGUUUGCUGUCCAACUCUACAACACCAAUCAAAACACCACUGAGAAACCUUUUCACCUCAACUACAAUGUCGACAAUCUCGAGUCGUCCAACAGCUUCUCGGUUACUCAUGCAUUUUGCUCCCAGUUCUCCCGCGGGGUGUACGCCAUCUUCGGAUUCUACGACAAGAAGUCCAUGAACACCUUGACCUCGUUCUGCGGUGCUCUGCACACCUCCUUCGUCACGCCCAGUUACCCCACCGAUAACGAGGUGCAGUUUGUCAUCCAGAUGCGACCGGCCCUCAGGGGUGCGGUGCUCAGCUUGCUCUCCCACUACAAGUGGCAGAAGUUUGUUUACCUCUAUGACACCGAUCGAGGUUUUUCAAUCCUUCAGGCCAUCAUGGAAGCAGCAGUGGCCAACAACUGGCAGGUGACUGCUCGCUCUGUCAGCAGCACAACAGACGCCGCAGAGUUCAAGCGCAUUAUUGAAGAGAUGGACAGGAGGCAGGAGAAGCGUUAUGUGAUCGACUGCGAGUUGGACCGCAUCAGUACUAUAUUGGAACAGGUUGUGACCCUGGGGAAGAACAGCCGUGGUUACCACUACAUUCUGGCCAAUCUUGGAUUUUCAAAUGUGAGUCUGGACAAAGUCUUCGCCGGAGGAGCCAACAUUUCAGGGUUUCAGAUCGUCAACCCUGAGAAUCCAAUUGUGCAGCAGUUCAUACAGCGAUGGGAGCGGUUGGAUGAAAGAGAAUUCCCAGAAGCACGAAACGCUCCUCUGAAGUACACCUCCGCCCUGACCCAUGAUGCCAUUCUAGUGAUUGCCGAGGCAUUCAGGUACCUAAGACGUCAACGCGUAGAUGUCUCACGUAGAGGCAGUGCAGGAGACUGUCUGGCGAAUCCCGCUGUUCCCUGGAGCCAGGGCAUAGACAUCGAAAGAGCUCUGAAAACGGUCCAAGUUCAGGGGAUGACCGGUAACAUCCAGUUUGACAACUAUGGCCGCAGGACCAAUUACACCAUAGACAUAUAUGAAAUGAAGACAGGUGGGCCGAGGAAGAUUGGUUACUGGAACGAGUACACACGAUUUGUAAAUAUUAUGGAUCCGCAGGUCUCCAACGACUCCUCAGUGGAAAACCGAACCAUUGUGGUCACUACUAUUAUGGAAGCUCCUUAUGUGAUGUACAAGAAAAAUUAUAUGCAUCUGGAGGGGAAUGAGAGAUAUGAAGGCUACUGCGUCGAUUUAGCAUCUGAGAUUGCCAAACAUGUUGGAAUUAAGUACAAACUGUCAAUAGUAAUGGAUGGCAAGUACGGAGCCCGAGACCCUGAGACCAAGACGUGGAACGGGAUGGUGGGUGAACUGGUCUAUGGGAGGGCAGAUAUAGCCGUUGCGCCUCUCACCAUUACUCUGGUUCGAGAGGAGGUGAUAGACUUUUCCAAGCCCUUUAUGAGCUUGGGCAUCUCCAUUAUGAUAAAGAAGCCACAAAAGUCCAAGCCUGGCGUGUUCUCCUUCCUGGACCCACUGGCCUAUGAGAUCUGGAUGUGUAUAGUGUUUGCCUACAUUGGCGUGAGCGUGGUCCUGUUCCUGGUCAGUCGGUUCAGCCCAUAUGAGUGGAACCUCGAGGAACAGGAUGAGACCAAAGACCCCCAGACUCCCCCCGAUCCUCCCAAUGACUUUGGCAUCUUCAACUCACUCUGGUUCUCACUGGGUGCCUUCAUGCAGCAGGGCUGUGACAUAUCUCCAAGGUCUCUUUCAGGGCGUAUCGUUGGUGGUGUUUGGUGGUUUUUCACCCUUAUCAUUAUCUCCUCCUACACUGCCAACCUGGCCGCCUUCUUGACCGUGGAGAGAAUGGUGUCGCCUAUAGAGAGUGCUGAGGAUCUAGCAAAGCAGACAGAGAUAGCAUAUGGCACUCUGGACUCAGGCUCAACGAAAGAGUUCUUUAGGCGAUCCAAAAUAGCGGUAUACGAGAAGAUGUGGUCAUACAUGAAAUCUGCAGAGCCCUCUGUGUUUGUUAAGACCACACCAGACGGUGUUGCCCGAGUGCGAAAGUCGAAGGGCAAGUUUGCCUUUCUCCUUGAGUCCACAAUGAAUGAGUACAUCGAGCAGCGGAAGCCGUGCGACACCAUGAAAGUGGGAGGGAACCUCGACUCCAAAGGCUACGGUGUGGCGACGCCUAAAGGCUCAGCAUUAAGAAAUGCUGUUAACCUGGCAGUUUUAAAACUGAAUGAGCAAGGCCUCUUGGACAAAUUGAAAAACAAAUGGUGGUACGACAAGGGAGAGUGCGGCAGCGGGGGAGGUGACUCCAAGGACAAGACAAGUGCUCUCAGCCUAAGCAAUGUGGCAGGUGUCUUCUAUAUUCUGGUUGGAGGGCUGGGGCUUGCAAUGAUGGUGGCUCUGAUAGAGUUCUGUUAUAAAUCAAGGCAAGAAACCAAACGGCUAAAAUUGGCCAAGAAUACCCAAAAUUUUAAGCCCGCUCCCCCGACCAACACCCAGAACUUUGCCACAUACAGAGAAGGCUACAACGUUUACGGAACCGAGAGUGUUAAGAUCUAGAGGUUUACGAAACAUUUCAUCCAUCCUCUACAACUGUGACUUAACAUCUGUGAAAGGCACAGGACCACGGGGGUUUGUGCUUCAUGGCAUGAUAAUCCGCAUUGACGACACGACUUGACUGGUCAUGGGAAGAGCCGAUGAGGUUCCCUCCGCCUCUCAGUGCCUUAUGGAACUCCGAGUCUAAACAAUGCAACUCGAUCACAAUGAUAAUGCUUUUUGCUUGAAACUCAUACAAAACAGAUGAAUGGUGCAGAGUUAAAACCAAUAUAUAUAUAUAUAUAUAUAUAUAUAUAUAUAUAUACACACCUGAAUGACAGAAUAAAGCCAUCAUUUGCAACUCUAAGCACAUUUUGAAGUGCCAGAUAGAUGAUAUAUUAUGACAAGUGUCUAAUUGGUUUCUUGUAAUGACUAUGAUCAGAUUACUCUUCAUCCUUCCGCUGCCAGAUUUUCCGCUGGUUCAAUGUGAUUCAAAUUAUUUUACUAGAUCUUUUCAGUGCACUGUAGGGCACCAGUUAUUAGAUAAUAGCUUUUUAUAAUGCUGUGAAUCCCUUGAAUGACCAUGAACUGGUAGAAGAAAAAAAACUGUUGCAUCAGAGCAAAACACAAACCUGCGUGUUUGUAUGUGGAACUCUGAUGCUGCUGCCACCACUGUCUUCGGAAAAGAAUUUUGAUGGGACUCAAGAGGAGAAGAAGAUAAAAUGAACCGGGUCCUGAUUCGCACCUCCAAUACUGCCAAGAGUGUGUUUUGUAUGACAAUGAUUAUGUAAAGUCUGGAUAAAGAAAAAAUGUUUGGGAUGUAGACAAUUUGUAAAAUAUCAAGGGGAGUUUGAUGCUCUGAAGAGUCUUUCCCUGAGCUUAGGGUUAAUUCAAGUCUUCUUUACAAUAACAUAAAACCAAACAAAUCGAUACUUAAGUUGUAGAUUAACUGUAGUCUAAAUAAAGGCUCACAGUUAGAUUUUCGGUAGCUUUCUUUCUUUUUCUUUUUUUUUUUUUACAUUUUCUGUCAAAUUGCAUAUUUUUCAAUGAGCUGUGGUUUGCAUUCACAAUGAUUUUCUUCCAUGAAAAUUAAAGUGUUUAGGGAUUUUGCUUAGUAAAUGAUAAAAAAUAUAAAUGCAACAAAAAAUAGACUUUUUAUAAGAUCACACUGGGGCAUCUGGAGCUUAGCACAUUUCCAUACUGCUGUGAUUAAUUGUGUUUUUUUCAUAAAGACUGUGAUUCCACAGGUUUAGGAGGGUAUUUAUCUAAUCACCUAAAACUAUGGGCAGAUAGUUUUAUAUUAGAAACCAAGAGUAAGCCAGAGGAGAUGUGUACAUUCAGACAAAAAAGAAAUAUUUAUUACAUGAUGAGUGAUUGGGUUUUCCCUUCUUAUAUUAUUUCUUUUUUUUUUUUCUCUCUAAAGAGUUGCAUGUGAAAUCAGUGAUGCUUGACGAGCUCUGCUACGCACAAACUGAUCCUAGGUUAAUGCUAGAGACAAAACCCUGGUCAUUUUCCUUUGUAUUUCUUUUUUUUUCUUCUUCUUUAAAGUAGGUGUCACUUCCUGCAGAAACGGACAGAAAAAACAGCAACAUAAAAACAAAAAAAAUGAAUCACCAAGCGUAGUAAUGGUGACAAAAGAGCAAAAGUUGCAUGCAUAAUUUACUGAACCUCAUCGAAAGAGGCGCUGUACAAAGGAUUUUAAUACAUUUUUGUAAAUAAACUAUACAGAAAGGUCA
Messenger RNA from Cyprinodon tularosa, 4549 nucleotides. Its product is annotated as glutamate receptor 3. NCBI's taxonomy places the organism in Eukaryota, Metazoa, Chordata, Actinopteri, Cyprinodontiformes, Cyprinodontidae. The record is from RefSeq and is a predicted model, not a curated record. Gene Ontology annotation, cellular component: dendritic spine; postsynaptic membrane; AMPA glutamate receptor complex. Gene Ontology annotation, molecular function: transmitter-gated monoatomic ion channel activity involved in regulation of postsynaptic membrane potential; AMPA glutamate receptor activity. The transcript is spliced from 16 exons. Gene Ontology annotation, biological process: monoatomic ion transport; modulation of chemical synaptic transmission; synaptic transmission, glutamatergic. The coding region runs from base 189 to 2837 and encodes 882 amino acids.